Molecule: messenger RNA, 2478 nt
Organism: Vidua chalybeata
Lineage: Eukaryota; Metazoa; Chordata; Aves; Passeriformes; Viduidae
Gene: AGMAT
Product: agmatinase
Exons: 6
Coding region: 548-1834 (428 amino acids)
Molecular function (GO): metal ion binding; agmatinase activity
Source: RefSeq, a predicted model, not a curated record
CUAUACAAGUAGGGAGCAGAAUUAGGGGCUGGAGCCAUCCAGUAUCAAGUGUGUUAGUAUUUGCCCAACCAGGGUUUUAUCUGCACUAAUGAACUCCACUCAUUGGAAACUUGCUUUCCCUGGAAACUGUUUCAGUUCUGUCCUCAAAAAUGGUCUAAAAUGCUUGUCUGCAGAUUGUCCCUCUGGUCCUUAAAUCCCUGUUAAUGCUUCCCCUCUUGCUUGCAUUUUGUCCCCCUGUGGUCCUGCUGUGGUCAAACUUCCCUUUUGUUUUCUUUCCCUUCUGCCUUCCGCUAAUGAGACAUUUUUAUGAUUUUUCAGCAUUCUGGGUGCUUUUGUGCAGGUUAAAAGUAUAGGCUGUUAAUGCAACAAACGCUGCCGUGCUGUCUGUCUGCAAAUGCCCAAGGGGAGCAAACUGGGACAUAUCCCAGCAUGUCCCUCUCACCCUGUCCCACUAAUCCCUGCACAGGCUCUUGCCCCUCACUGCUGUGUUUGUUCCCAGUGUUUGCCAGGACUUUGCCAUUGGGAAAGGGGGUGGCUGGGAGGGUGAAUGUGGAGGCUGGGCUGGAUUUCUGCCCUUCCCCGGGCAGUGGAGUGUCUGGUGCACUUUGAUCCUGGGAGGGAGGCUUGGCAGAGACAGCUGGUGCUCUGCCCAAGCUGGGAACGGGCUCCACAGCAUGCCUUGCUGCAUUCCCAGUGGGAGAGAGGGUGGGAGUGUGUGGGUCAGGAUGAGGCCUCUGCUCUGGGCUGCCUGCAGCCAGCUGCUGCCCCGGGGAGCUGGGCUCUGUGCCCCCAAGCCAGCCGUGACCACUGUGGUAACUGCAUCACACCACAGCCUGCAGCCUCUGACCCUUCUGGCCGCCUCCAGCUCCCCAGCCAGUGUGUCUGCAGGGUUCCUCCAGCCCCUGGUCCCAGGGAGCAGAGCCCCCAGCUGCUGGAGCUCGCAGUUCAACGCGCCCCCCAGUGCCCUGCUCGUGGCCCGGCCUGUGGGGGUCUGCUCCAUGAUGAGGCUUCCAAUGCAGGCGUCUGCGGAGGGACUGGACGUGGCGUUUGUCGGUGUCCCGCUGGAUACAGGCACAUCCAACCGGCCGGGAGCCAGGUUUGGCCCACGUCAGAUCCGUGCCGAGUCGGCGAUGGUGAGGAGGUACAACGGCAGCACCGGGGCGGCGCCGUUCGACUCCCUGCGGGUGGCCGACAUCGGGGACGUGAACGUGAACCUCUACAACCUGCCCGACAGCUGCCGCCUCAUCCGGGAGUCCUACCAGGAGAUCGUGGCCUCCAGCUGUGUGCCACUCACCUUGGGCACGGUCCCGUGGGACUGGUGCACGUGGAUGCUCACACCGACACCGGGGACACGGCUCUGGGGGAGAAGAUCUACCACGGGAGCCCGUUCCGGCGUUGUGUGGAGGAAAGGCUGCUGGACUGCGGCCGCGUGGUACAGAUUGGCAUCCGAGGCUCCUCCUAUGACCCCGAUCCCCACAAGUACUGCUGGGAACAGGGUUUCCGUGUGGUCCCAGCUGAGGAGUGCUGGAUGAAGUCCCUGGAGCCGCUGAUGAGGGAGGUGAGGGCGCAGAUGGGGGACAAGCCAAUGUACAUCAGCUUCGAUAUCGAUGGGCUGGACCCUGCCUACGCCCCGGGCACCGGCACCCCGGAGAUAGCCGGGCUCACACCUGCGCAGGCUUUGGAGAUUAUUCGUGGCUGCAAAGGUCUGAACAUAGUGGGGUGUGACCUUGUGGAAGUCGCACCAAUGUACGAUGUCUCUGGCAAUACAGCCCUCCUGGGGGCAAACCUGCUGUUUGAGAUGCUGUGUGUCCUCCCAGGAGUAAAGACAUUGUGAGGGCAGUUCUCACCUGCCCUGGGACAAACACUACUCCAUGUCCUCAGCCAGGCUUUCCAUGUCCCCUUCCCUUCAGCCAGCUGCAGCCAGCAUGGGCUUUGCAGCAUGAAAUAAAUGCCAUUUACCACUAGAAAAGGUACUUUUUAGCUGGGAAACUGUAGAGAACGGGCUAGACACUGUUUAACUGGGGUCUGGAGCUUUGGAGCUGGCCUGGGAAAGGGAUAGAUGAGGCUAAUGCCAUUUUGCCUCUGGAAUGAUUCACCCAGCUCACAGGGCUCCUGGAAAAACUGUCAUUGGUAAAAGGUUUGUCCCAUUAGGAUGUUGCAGGAAGACAAUGAAUGUAGAAGAAGGGAGGAUAUGAAGGGGGCCUGAGCCUCCUGCUGAGAGUAGGGAGAUAUUUGACUAGAAUGCCUGCUAGUGGAAUAACCAGGAGUUUCCUAUGGCAGGAGCAGUUUAACUCACCUGAAAUUUCUGAGAGGACAUGGAGGUGAGGUUAGUUUGUACAUGGAGACACAGAGCCAUCUCAUCACACAUUAAAAUAGUUUAUUUUGGUUGCGAAACUGUAAUUGUCUUAAAACAAAAUGACAUCAGUGCCUGUUCACAAAUACAAAAACAAAACAAAACCCCCCCAAAAUAAAAAAGAC